AUGGCCUCGUUCUACAGAAUCGGCGUUGAUGUUGGCGGGACCAACACAGACGCUGUCAUCAUUGAUAUAAAAGCUUCUGAUCGACUGGGGCGUGGAGUCCUGGCGUCGUACAAGACGCCGACUACAAUAGAUAUCACCAGUGGUAUCGAAGCCGCCAUAGCCGAAGUCUUACAAUCGUCUGGAGUUGACAAGCAGCGUGUACUCAGUGUCAACAUUGGAACCACGCAUUUCAUCAAUGCCUUGAUCGAGGCCGACAGUCGACGAUUGGAUCGCGUCGCUGUGGUACGACUGUGUGGUCCUUUCACGAGGCAGCUUCCACCUUUCUCCGACGUCCCCGAAGGCCUCCGCAACGUUCUUGAUGGGGGAGCAUACUUCCUUGAUGGUGGCCUUGAGAUCGAUGGGCGGCUGAUAGCCAACCUCGAUGGACAGCAAAUAGUCGAGACAGCUAAAGCCAUUGCAGCUGCAGGUGUACCUGCUGUAGCUGUGGUUGGCGUGUUCUCCCCAAUUUCAUCUGAGCAAAAUCAGGAAGAAGAGUGCAAGAGGCUGAUCACCGAGAGCGUUCCAGGGCUAAAGGUUGUCUGCUCCCACUCUAUUGGGCCGAUAGGACUUCUGGAAAGAGAGAACGCGACGAUUCUCAAUGCCGCUAUCCUCAACACAGCGGGACGAGUGACGAGAGGCUUCAAAGCAGCGAUGCGUCGUCUCCGCCUGAGCUGCCCACUCUACCUAUCCCAGAAUGAUGGUACUCUGAUCGACGUCGAUAGUGCCGCACAGUACCCGAUCAAAACGUUUGCAAGCGGGCCGACGAAUUCCAUGAUUGGGGCAGCUUUUCUAUCUGGUCUUGACAAGCUGAAGCCGCCAGCGUCGGAGAAUUCGGAGACCUCUGCGACAACGAAUCCUCAGAUCUUAGUAGUCGACAUAGGUGGAACAACGACAGAUGUUUGCGCCCUUCUACCCUCAGGAUUCCCUCGUCCGGCGCCUGGCUUUGUUGAGAUUGGCGGCGUCCGCACAGCGUUUUCGAUCCCAGAAGUCGCCUCAAUUGGCCUCGGCGGCGGUAGUGUGGUCAAUUGGAAAUCGCCACAAGCGAAUCAGCGAAGUGAAGUCAAGGUCGGUCCUUCUUCCGUUGGACACGCGCUCCACAAAGACGCCCUGGUCUUUGGAGGCCAAACUUUCACUGCGACCGACGUUAUCGUAGCGGCUGGUAAACUUGCGCUCGGUGAUGCCAGCUUGACAUCCUAUAUUCCCAGCAAUAUCGUCAUGGCAGCACAAGCAGAGAUCAAGAGCACGCUCGAGACUAUCGUGGACAAAAUGAAAGUGUCAAGAGCUCCGGUCCAUGUGCUCCUGGUUGGUGGUGGAGCUGUACUUGCGCCUGAAGCCUUACAAGGCGUGGAGAAAUGUACACUGCCGCCUCAUGCUGGGGCAGCCAAUGCGGUGGGAGCUGCCAUAGCUAAAGUGUGCGGGGAAAUCGACGUGGUGGUGAUGAUUGAUGGUAAGUCCGAGGAGGCCGUUGUCACUGAAGCAAAGACGAAGGCCAUAAAUAUGGCUGUCGAGAAGGGUGCGCUGUUCAACGACGUUGAGGUGGUCGAAGUGAACAAGAUGCCUUUGCAGUAUACCCACAAGCCGGCUAUGCGAAUACAAGUUAAGGCGGUCGGUCGAUUGGCAAGAUUCGACGAAUCCACGCCACCAGCAUCGCCACCAAGCGAUGGUAAACUGGACGAAGAAGUCGCUGAGAAGAACGAGGAGCCAAAGUUGCUCAACACUGACCCUAUCUCGGUUGUCUCCUCUAUCAAGCCGACGUUGAAUGUGUCGCUGUCCGAAUACCGACCUGAUGUCCGUGAUCAAGUCUGGCAUGUAUCCAAGGUCGAUCUGGAACUCAUUGCCACAGGUUGCGGUGUGCUCGGGACAGGUGGAGGUGGUUCAACACAUUACGAAUUUCUCAAGAGCUUGACAAAUUUGAGAGCCAGUGGCAAAGGAAGUAUGCAGGUUGUCUCCCCUGAAUCUCUGAAGGACGAAGACAUUGUCUGCUCCGCUGCCUGGUACGGAAGCCCAAGUGUUCUCAACGAGCGAAUCGGGGCUGGGACUGAGCAAGCUUUGGCGAUGGACGGCAUGAAGCAGAUCCUUGGUGGCGGAACGUCUUUCCAAGCUUUCAUAGCGCCUGAGAUUGGGGGCGGAAACGGCAUAAGCUCCUUCCACAUCGCUGCCUCGAUGGGUAUACCUGUCGUCGACGCUGAUUCCAUGGGCAGAGCUUAUCCAACGAUUGGCCACACAACCUUCAACGUAUACGGAUAUCCUCCGGCCCCUUGUGUUCUUACCGACGCACGAGGCAACAUGGCAGCCAUGAUGAACAUUGAGCACCCUCAGAGACUGGAAGGUAUGAUGCGGAAGACAGCCGUUGAGCUAGGUCUGGCCUGCGGUGUCUCAUCAGCACCCCGUACUGGUGCUGAGGUCAAAAGCCAUGCGGUACCACGCACCAUGUCACUGGCUUGGUAUAUCGGACGGUCCAUCCACCUAGCCAGGCAGCAGAAGACCAGUUAUACUGACGCAAUCUUCGACGUUUGUCCCGGUAAGGUGCUGUUCAAAGGCAAGAUUGUCGACGUCCGUCGCUUUGUUGGCGGCGGCUACACGCUGGGGUUCGUACUUGUCCGUGGAAACAGUGAAGCCGGGAAAGUUUCUGGGAUAGACACAGAGCCUCACAUGUACAUUCCGUUCCAGAACGAGUAUCUGUACGCAGCGACAUCUGAUGCUGAGGGCUCUGAGUCGUCUCGGAAGGUAGUUUGCACGGUACCGGAUUUGAUUUCAAUUCUCGGCCAAGAUGGGGAAGCGAUUGGGUCGCAGGAUCUCAGGUACGGGUUGAAUGUGGACGUCAUUGCCAUGCCAGCACAUCCACUAUGGCGAACGGAAAAGGCGCUGAAGAUUGGUGGGCCAGAAUUCUUUGAUCUGGACAUGCCUGUGGUGUAUGGUGGAGGUAAUGGAGGUUUUGGCAUGGGUAGGAGUGUCAUUGGGGAGUUUGGGAGGAGCUUUUAG
Messenger RNA from Cyphellophora attinorum, 3021 nucleotides. RefSeq lists its product as uncharacterized. Gene Ontology annotation, molecular function: 5-oxoprolinase (ATP-hydrolyzing) activity. Gene Ontology annotation, biological process: glutathione metabolic process. The transcript is spliced from 5 exons. Bases 1 to 3021 code for a protein of 1006 amino acids. Gene Ontology annotation, cellular component: cytosol. NCBI's taxonomy places the organism in Eukaryota, Fungi, Ascomycota, Eurotiomycetes, Chaetothyriales, Cyphellophoraceae. The record is from RefSeq and is a predicted model, not a curated record.